Chiroxiphia lanceolata (lance-tailed manakin) is the source of this 1048-nucleotide messenger RNA. Its product is annotated as collagen alpha-2(I) chain-like. The coding region runs from base 520 to 957 and encodes 145 amino acids. The transcript has 4 exons. The record is from RefSeq and is a predicted model, not a curated record. Lineage: Eukaryota; Metazoa; Chordata; Aves; Passeriformes; Pipridae.
GCCGCCGCCGCGGCCGCGGGGGAGGACGGAGAGAGCAGCGCCGUGAGCUCCGACAGCGCCGCCGCCUCCUCGGCCUUGGCCUCCAUGUUCUCCUCCUCCUUCUUCUCCGCCGCCGCCAUUGCUGUCGCGCCGGCGUUGCUCGGCAACCGCGCGAUGGGCGGGUCUAACAGCCAAUCACACGCGGGGGCGGAGGGACGUGAGCCAAUGGGCUGCCAGUGGGGGCGGGACAUGGGGAAGGGAAGAGGCGGGACGGCCCCUCGGACACGGCCACAAUUAGGCCGCGGGUCUAAUUAGGCCACGCCACGCCCCGACAGCACCGGGGGAGCCUCGGUCGUGGCCGCCACCGACGCCUCGGCCGCCCCCGGGGCCAGCAGCACCCUCAGCUCCGGCACCGCCGGCUCCGCCAUGGCGGGGAGCGCGCAUGGCGGCGUCGCCCGGCAACCGCCGUGACGGGCGGGCCUAACAGCCAAUCAGAGCCGCGGAAAUAGAAAGGAAGGAGGGAUAAGCCAAUGGAAUGCGAUGCGGCCGCCGGAAGGGGAGGGACAUGGGGAAAGAGGCAUUCUGGGAAGGGAAGUCCGUACGGAACCACCCGGAAGCGGCGCAGGGAUCGGGAUCAGAUCGGGAUCGGGAUCAGGACCGGGAUCGGGAUUAAGGGGGGCCCGGACCCCUCCAGGCUCGGCGGGGAUGUUCCACGGGAUCGCGGGCCCGGCCGGGAUGGGCGGUGAGAGCCGGGGACGGAGGGGGGGUGUCCCGGAGGUUCCCGGUGAGGGGUCUCCGGGAGGUUCCUGGGGUUUCCCGGAGGGUCCCGGUGCUCCCACCCCCUCUAACGCCGCCACCCCUCCUUCCCUUCGCAGCCCCCGGGAACAACCGGAGCUGUACGAGGAGGUGAAGCUCUACAAGAACGGCCCGCGAGAGGGGAGAAGUACGACAACAUGGCCGAGCUGUUUGCGGUGGUGAAGACGCUCCAGGCCCUGGAGAAGGCCUACAUCAAGGACUGUGUGUCCCCCAACGAGUGAGUGAGGCAGCUGGGAGCAUCCCAGAUCCUGGG